UGGCUCUCUUGCAGCCACAGCACCCCCUGCUGCCUCACAAACAAAGUGAUGUUUUCUCUCUGAGCUAAUGAUAAAAGCGCUCCUGCAGCAUUGGCACUGAUCCCUGCCAAUGAGUCAGCGUCCUAGCAGAUCUGCAGUUUCGUGGUUUAUUUGCUAAACUGGAUCAAAACGAGGAUGGAUUCAUAUCAGUGUCUGAGCUGCAUGAUGAAAUGAGGAAGCAUGGGAUCCUCUCAGCCGAUGGAAAGGUCCAGAAUAUCAUUGAUUCUUAUGACACAAACAAAGAUGGCCUGUUGGAUUAUAAAGAGUUCCUCAGCUACAUGAUGGACAGAGAGAGGAAAUGGAAAAUAUACUUUCAUGACCUUGACAAGAACAAGUGUGGGGUGAUUGACCAGGAGGACAUCAUAUGUUUGUUUCAGGAGUUAGGAGUGGUCAUAUCAAAGCCGAAUGCAAAAAAAAUAAUUCAAAUGAUGGACAAGGACAGCUCGAUGACGGUGGACUGGGGUGAGUUCCUGCACCAUGUCAUCCUCAACCCUGUGGACAACAUCGGGGAGCUGGUGUCGUCAUGGAAACACAGUCUGGUCUUCGAUGUGGGUGAGAGUCGUGCGAUGCCCAUCGAGUUCCCCGACGAGGCGUCUGGUUUUGGUGCGUGGAGGACGUUUGUUCUCUCAGCGGGUCUGGCAGAUGCUGUAUCUCGAACUGUGACAGCACCCAUCGACCGCCUUAAGACCCAACUCCAGGUUCACGGAUCCAAAGCCUUCUCUCAGGGCUUUCAGGAAAUGAAAACGGGCGGUCUGCGGUCGAUGUGGCAAGGCAACGCCGUCAACGUGCUGAAAGGAACACCGCAGUCAACGCUACAGUGUCUCAUCUACGCCCAGAUGAAGGUGUACACCCAGAACAGCACGCAGCAGACUCUGACGGUGCAGCAGCGUUUCGGCCUGGGUUGUGUGUCCGGUGCCGUCGCUCACGCUGCCUUCUACCCUUUAGAGGUGCUGAAGGUGAGGUUGAACCUACAGCAAGCUGGCACCUACCAUGGUGUUGUUGCAGGCGCCCGAUCUAUUUACAGACACGAGUCGCUGUCCUCCUUUUACAGAGGAUUCAAGCCGAGCAUCCUCUGCAUGAUCCCCUACGCAGGUGUGGAGUGUGCAGUUCAUCAGUCGAUCAUGAACUGGGCAAAAAACGAUCCAGCCUACAACAGCGACUCCAAACUGUUUUUCUUCAGUUUUGUGGCCUUUGCUUCUGGACAAAUCACCAGUUACCCGCUGGCAGUGAUCCGGACUCAGCAGCAAGCACAAGCUUUCAGCCCAGAUUCCCGUCAAGCUUCAGGUGUAUUACAGGGACUUAAAGGGAUAUAUGAGAGAGGUGGAAUUAGAGGAUAUUAUAAUGGAAUGGGAGCCAGCUUCGUCAGGGCUAUUCCCUGUGUUCUGAUAAACCACACUUUAACUAGAAAAUUUGAAGAUCUGGUUUCUUGAGAUUUAGCAAAGAGACUGUGAACUCUUAUUAAUGUUAACUGAGUGUCCAAAAUAAGUGGGAAAAAUGCCUGGAGACAUGCAUUAUCAAGUGAUUCAGUUUUUAAUACCUCUGUAGCUUUUUUUUAAAGCUUGAUUUAUGUGAAUGGUUUACGACUGACCAAGAGCAUGAGACAUGGUGACGUUUUUAAAUACAGCACUUACUCAUGGUUGACAUUAAACUGUGUCAAAGUGUAAUAAUUCCCCACUUCAGACUGGGCUGUGUAAAUGUGUUGAAGUGUGCAAUAAAAUGUUAUUUCAUAA
Sebastes umbrosus (honeycomb rockfish) is the source of this 1769-nucleotide messenger RNA. It is a transcript of the gene slc25a24l, whose product is annotated as solute carrier family 25 member 24, like. Gene Ontology annotation, molecular function: ATP transmembrane transporter activity; calcium ion binding. The record is from RefSeq and is a predicted model, not a curated record. NCBI's taxonomy places the organism in Eukaryota, Metazoa, Chordata, Actinopteri, Perciformes, Sebastidae. Gene Ontology annotation, biological process: transmembrane transport. The coding region runs from base 210 to 1469 and encodes 419 amino acids. The transcript is spliced from 11 exons.